CCAUGCGCUCCGUUCUGGGUUUAGGAGGCGUCAUUUUAAUUUCUACUUUAUAUCUGUAUUGUCUGGCCUCUUAUCUCCCUCCUGUACCGCGGCUCACCAAACAAAACCGAGUGGAAGGGGAGGGAGACCCCGGAGGAGAGAGGGAAAUUAUCGGCUUGAAGUUCCCGUCCGAUCUGCAGGAGUUAAAGCAGAUGGCCAGGUUGUUACGGUUCUAUAAGCUGCAACACGGUGGCUUCAUCCUGCUCCUUUUCUCCAGUGCUUACCUGUACAAACAGGCCUUCGCCAUCCCAGGGUCAUCGCUACUGAACAUACUGGCAGGGGCGCUGUUUGGACCCUGGCUGGGUCUGGUGCUGUGCUGUGUUCUCACCACUGUAGGAGCCUCAAUGUGUUUCCUGCUCUCACAGUUUUUCGGCAAGCAGCACAUCGUCCGCUUUUUCCCAGAGAGAGUCGCCCAGCUGCAGAGAAAGGUGGAGGAGAACCAGAGCAGUUUGUUCUUCUUCCUGUUGUUCCUGCGUUUGUUCCCCAUGAGUCCAAACUGGUUCCUCAACAUGAGUUCUCCGAUCGUCAACAUCCCGCUUGCAUACUUCUCCCUCUCUGUACUCAUCGGUCUGAUGCCAUAUAACCUGGUGUGUGUACAGACAGGCGUGGUCCUGUCUGACCUGUCGUCUCUGGAUGACGUGUUGUCGUGGAGUGUGGUGCUGAAGCUGCUGCUCAUCGCCUGCGCUGCCCUGCUGCCAUCCGCACUCAUCCAUCGCUAUAGAAACACACACACAGCAUACACACACCCAGAGCACAAAGAUCGCUGAUGUACACUACACUCUUGCACACACACACACACACUCGUGCAUGCAGACUCAGUUUACAACGCACUUUUAAAUGUGUGGGUUUGUAUACGACGUGCAAUGUUACAUUAUAAUAUGGUGUGUUUGUAUAGUUUUGUUUUUGUUUUAUUUUUUAACAUCAUGUGAUCACAUGAUAAAUGGACAAAUAGAAACACUUCAAAUCAACUUGUAAUACAAUCCUGUUUAUCUGCUGAAUGAUCAGCAAAGAUUCAGUUUAUUAAUAAAAUGAUAUGAGAGGAA
Ictalurus punctatus (channel catfish) is the source of this 1082-nucleotide messenger RNA. It is a transcript of the gene tmem41aa, whose product is annotated as transmembrane protein 41aa. The record is from RefSeq and is marked provisional. Lineage: Eukaryota; Metazoa; Chordata; Actinopteri; Siluriformes; Ictaluridae.